Molecule: messenger RNA, 1677 nt
Organism: Dendrobium catenatum
Lineage: Eukaryota; Viridiplantae; Streptophyta; Magnoliopsida; Asparagales; Orchidaceae
Product: probable alkaline/neutral invertase D
Exons: 4
Coding region: 1-1677 (558 amino acids)
Biological process (GO): sucrose catabolic process
Molecular function (GO): endo-alpha-N-acetylgalactosaminidase activity; sucrose alpha-glucosidase activity
Source: RefSeq, a predicted model, not a curated record
AUGGACGGGUUGAGGGAUCCAGGAAUUCGGAAGGUUGGAUCUCAAUCAUCUAUUGAUACUGAUGUCUUCGAUAUCACGCGGCUGCUCGAUAGGCCGAGGGCGGUUAACAUUGACCGGCAUAGAUCAUUAGAUGAGCGGGCGAUGAGCGAACAUUCUGUCAUGGGGAAUGCGAAAGCUGUUGACAGCAGUGAGAGCAUGAAUUCAACUAUGGAAACGGGGCCAAGGCUGGGAUUCGAAACGCCGAUUUCAUCGACUCCGAGGUCCCCGAAUCCCAAUGUCGUCGAUGCCUGGGAUGCUCUCCGACGCUCUUUGGUGUAUUUUCGCGGGCAGCCUGUUGGAACUGUAGCUGCCAUCGAUUACCAAUCUGAAGAGGUCCUAAAUUAUGAUCAGGUGUUUGUACGUGACUUUGUUCCCAGUGCAAUGGCUUUCCUAAUGAAUAAGGAGCCUGAUAUAGUCAAGAAUUUUCUAUUGAAGACUCUACGACUUCAGAGCUGGGAGAAGAGGAUAGACCGCUUUAAGCUUGGAGAAGGGGCUAUGCCAGCGAGCUUCAAGGUACUUCAUGACUCUAAUCGCAAAACUGAUACAGUGGUUGCAGAUUUUGGUGAAAGCGCUAUCGGAAGGGUGGCACCUGUUGACUCUGGCUUCUGGUGGAUUAUACUUCUCCGAGCUUAUACAAAGUCAACUGGAGAUACCUCUUUGGCAGAAUCGACUGAUUGUCAAAAGGGAAUGAGGCUUAUAUUAUCUUUAUGCUUGUCAGAGGGUUUUGACACUUUCCCAACAUUGCUAUGUGCUGAUGGUUGCUCCAUGAUCGAUCGGAGAAUGGGUAUUUACGGUUAUCCAAUUGAAAUCCAAGCCCUUUUCUUUAUGGCACUGCGAUGCGCCUUUGCACUGCUUAAACAAGAUGCAGAAGGAAAGGAGUUUAUUGAGAAAAUUGUGACACGCGUUCAUGCUUUAAGUUACCACAUACGAACUUACUUUUGGCUUGACUUCCAGCAACUCAACAGCAUAUAUCGUUACAAAACAGAAGAAUACUCUAACACAGCAGUAAACAAAUUUAAUGUCAUUCCUGAUUCCAUACCGGAUUGGUUAUUUGAUUUUAUGCCUAUUCGUGGUGGCUACUUCAUAGGAAAUGUAAGUCCUGCAAGAAUGGACUUCAGGUGGUUUGCCCUAGGCAAUUUUUUCACCGUCUUAUCUAGCCUGGCCACCCCUGAACAAUCUACUGCCGUUAUGGAUCUUAUUGAGGAACGUUGGGAGGAGCUGGUUGGUGAAAUGCCCUUGAAAGUAGCUUAUCCUGCUAUUGAGGCUCGUGAGUGGCAAAUUGUCACAGGUUGUGAUCCCAAAAACACCAGAUGGAGUUAUCACAAUGGAGGAUCCUGGCCGGUUCUGCUUUGGAUGUUGACAGCAGCGUGUAUAAAGACAGGACGACCACAAAUAGCAAGGAAAGCGAUUGAACUUGCUGAGAGACGUCUGGCCAAGGAUGGCUGGCCUGAAUACUAUGAUGGAAAAUUGGGACGGUACGUUGGAAAGCAGGCCAAGAAGUUCCAGACUUGGUCUAUAGCAGGCUAUUUGGUCGCCAAGUUGAUGAUGGAGGAUCCUUCCCAUGCGGGGAUGAUCUGCCUUGAAGAGGAUAAGGCGAUGAAGCCUGCUCUAAAGCGAUCAAGCUCCUGGAGUUGCUGA